AUGAAAACCGCCUUUCUGAAAAACCUCACCAGUUAUGGUUACUCGUUCCUGUUGCUGCCCGCAUUUUCCUAUAGCAGUAACACAGCCAUCUCUUUCGAAGUCCACCACCUACUGAAGAAAUACCAAGCUAAACAGAAAGCUAUAUUUUUCCAUCCAAACUACCUUAAAAGCCUUGCUCAGUUUUGGAAAGGGAGGGGUGUCCGAGCCUACCGCCUGUCCACCGGAUUUAUGAUAACCAGCGCGGCCAUAGAACUCUGCCAGGACGUCACACUCUAUGGAUUCUGGCCUUUCUCUAAAAACUUGGAUGGGAAACCCAUCAGCCACCAUUACUAUGACAACCAGCUACCAAAGCCUGGCUUUCAUGCCAUGCCCAAAGAGUUUUAUCAAGUCCUUCAACUCCAUCAUAAAGGGGUUCUGAAGCUUCAAAUUGGUGAAUGUGAGAAGAGAUGA
Messenger RNA from Staurois parvus, 450 nucleotides. Lineage: Eukaryota; Metazoa; Chordata; Amphibia; Anura; Ranidae. The record is from the annotation of a GenBank genome assembly.